UAAAUUUCGCGGCUGCGCGCUGACGGUCAGCUGACAAACGUUUGCUGCUUCAGUUGGUGCGGCAGUGAUAUUAAACACCUGCGCGAAUUGUCGCCAUCGGCGCUCUUUCCCUGCGCGAUGAGUACUGGUACCCCCAGAUCACUGCCCUCAUCCGGGCAGAAAUCCCUCCAGGACAUCUGCCACCCGCUGUCCGCGGAGGAGUCUGCGCGGAGCUGCAGCCCUGAUACACUGAACACCAGCAACCCAGGAGAGAAGGACCGGAGCCUGCCCAAUGGUACACCAGUAGACACGGCAAGCCCUGCCUCCUCUUCUUCACUAUUAAACCGACUGCAGCUGGAUGAUGAUUUGGACGGAGAGACACGUGACUUGUUUGUGACUGUAGAUGACCCCAAGAAACAUGUGUCCACUAUGGAGACAUACAUCACCUACAGAGUGUGCACAAAGACCACCAGAACAGAGUUUGACUUUUCCGAGUAUUCGGUAAGGCGACGGUAUCAGGACUUCGACUGGCUAAGAAACAGGCUAGAGGACAGUCAACCCACCCACCUUAUUCCACCCCUACCGGAAAAGUUCGUUAUGAAGGGAGUUGUGGACCGGUUUUCAGAGGAGUUUGUGGAGACCAGAAGGAAGGCACUGGACAAGUUCCUCAAACGUGUAGCAGACCAUCCGGUCCUUUCUUUCAAUGAACACUUCAAUGCAUUUCUCUCAGCAAAGGACUUGAAUAAACGUCAGGGCCUGGCUCUGCUGACUAAAAUGGGGGAAUCCGUGAAAUAUGUGACAGGUGGUUAUAAACUGAGGGGGCGGCCGAUGGAGUUUGCAGCUAUGGGCGAGUAUCUGGACAUAUUCACACAGAAGCUGGGCACCAUUGAUAGGAUAGCACAGAGAAUUAUCAAGGAGCAAUCAGAGUACCUAAUGGAACUGAGGGAGUACAGUCCUGUCUACACCUCCUGGACAUCUUUUGAGGAGGACCUCCAUGAACCUCUGGAAGGUGUGGCUGGGUGUGUGUCGAACUGCACCAGCGCACUGGAUGAACUCACUGAGGACAUGAGCGAAGACUUCCUACCUGUGCUUAAAGAAUACGUCCUCUAUAUUGAGUCUAUGAAGAAUGUUCUUAAAAAACGAGAUCAGGUCCAAGCUGAAUAUGAAACAAAACUGGAGGCAGUUGUGUUCAGAGAGGACAAAAAGACACCGGUGCCUACUGAUGUGGAGAAAUGUCAGGAUCGCGUGGAGUGCUUCAAUGCCGACCUGAAGGCUGACUGGGACCGCUGGCAGAACAACAAACGACAAGACUUCAGACAGCUGCUGACGGGCAUGGCCAACAAAAACAUCCAGUACUAUGAGAAGUGCCUUGCAGCGUGGGAGUCCCUGAUUCCGUUGUUACAAGACAAACAGGAAGCAAAAGGUGAAACGAACUGAGCAUGUAUUUCAAUCUGUUCUCUCUGCAAGUGCUGAGGCUAAGAAGUCAUGACCAUGCCCUUGGACAUUUACCACGUUGAAGGGCAUUUACCAAGGAUGGGACGCUAUUGGGGUGGACAGGCUACAAGAAUUCCAUUUUGUAAAUUGUCGCUAUUUGUGAAAUCCCACCCACCUCUUGUUCUGGCUGUUUCUGGAAGGACAAUAUAUACAUUUUUUCUCAUCUUCAUCCUGGGCUGGAACAGCAGAAUCAUGGUUCUGGGAACUCUUAACUGUUUGCAGCGUGGAAAGGAACACUAGAGCUCGGGAAUUUUGUCGUUUUUAGCAAAAUGUUUGCCAAUAAUCCUUUUGUAAAUGCUUGUUUCAAUGCUGCAUGUUUCAAAGGAACAAAAAUGUCAGUGUUUUUUUUUUUUUUUGAGAAUUGUUGAAGAUUGUGCAGAAGGUUUGCCAACAUUCCUCUCGCCAAAGAUGUAAAACUGAAGUUCAAAGUUUCCACAUCUGCUUUUUUCUGAUCAAUCCUCGCACAUGGGCUAUAUGCACGUGUUACUUCCGCUUUUCACAGGAAGAACCCAUGGCAGUUUCCGGUUGGGGAGACCAGAGAGAAAUGGGAAACUGAGAAAAUAGUUCAAUUUAGCAGAUGCUUUACAUUGCGGCACACCGCAGUGGUAUAUAGAAAUGCUGUUCUACCGUAUUUUAAAUGAUACUUUCAUAAGUUUACAUGUCGUUAUAACAUUCAAAUACGGUAGAACGCCACUUCUAUACGGUAUACCACUGCGGUGUGCCGCAAUGUACAGCAUCUGCAAAAUUAAACUAUUUUCUCAGUUUCCCAUUUCUCUCUGCAGUUUCCAGUUGGGGAGACUUGAAGCAGAGGGUUCUUGCGUUAAACGCGGAAGUCGCACGUGCAUAGAGCCCAUUGGCAUCACACUUGCCUAAAAUGGCAGCUCCCUUAUUACAUUCUGAAUUAAGGUCACGAAGUUGAAAUGAAGGAUGUUUGCUAGAUAUACUUGACCUCAUUAAAUAUUUAUGAUAAAAUGUGUAUAGUAAUGGUUUGUACAGUACUCGUCUUAAUGGGACUAGUGUGAUUUGGUUUGAGGAAAUUGUAGCGUCAACAGAAACUCAGGGGGGGAUUGAUCACCUCUUUAAAUCCAAAAUUAGAGAUGUUUAUGGUAAAUGUUACUUGAAAGCAUUUGAUACAGAAUGUCUGUUGACCCCUACUGGCACAUUAAAACAUUUAUAUUUUAGUGUUUUAUAAAGAAAAUCUUCAUUUAUUCAUCCUAAUUCCAAACUUUUAGGAAUGUCUCAUUAGAGCAUAAGAAAAAUGCAGAAUGUCCAAGCUGACCUUUUCUGAAAGUGAGGAAGCGUUUAUGCCAUCAAACUGCAAAAUUACUUGACAGCAGUCCAUAAAAGCUAUUUGCUAAUUAAUAGAAGGUAAUUUGAUCUUUAUAAAAACAAUUAGACAUACAGGAGACAUUGUGAAUGUGCAGGUUUGGAAGAUACUGGACAUUAUGGCUGUGCAUUGUUUGUACAUUGCACAAUCUUUAAUGUAAAAAACAAUAUACAGUAGAUGAAUAUAAACAUGGACCAAAAAUGCAUUAAAAUAAAAUUGUAUAUUCUGUGACUCGAUCAAAUUUGAAAUGGACAAAGUACCUGACAAACAAAAAUGAUUAAAAUGUAAAACAUACAAAUAGAGCAUUUACUUAAUUGUGCCUUUCAGCUGCCAUCUGUGUGCAGCACAAGACCCACUUUCACUGAAUGAAAAAGAGCAAACUGAACAUUCUGCAUAAAUUCGUUAUGGAUAUUUUGUGUUAAAGAUCACAAUAAGUAAACAAUGAUAGCAUUUUCUAUUCGAAUAAUUGCCAAACCAAACAAGGGUCAUUGUUUUCAUUUUCUUGACGUCUAUAUAUUAGAUAUAGAUGAACACUAUUUUGUCAUUUUAGGUGAGUUAUCCAAUCAUUAUAAAUUAUGUCCAGUUUAAUAGACCAGGAAGAAAGAAGGCUAUUAUUUCUUGCCUUGUGGUGUUUCCCAUAGCACCAGGAUAACUGCAGAGCACAGAUUGGAAAUGUGAUGCCACAUGGUGGUAGGUCUAGUUACUGCAGCAGCAGCAUUGUUUCUUAAAACAAUAUGUGACCCAGUCUGUAAAAACCAGGCUAAAGUCUCAAAAUCUAAUUAUGAGAUAGCGAGCAUCAAAGUUUGAUUUCAACUAUUAAUUUCACUAUACUAUUUCAAUCUUUGACAUGGGCUCACUCGUCAGUAUCAUUUUUAUUAUUUCAAUAUUAAAGAUAUCAAGUAAACAUUUUUGCAGAAAUGUUCUUUACAUUACGUAGAAGACGGUAAAUCACAAUAAAGACUUUCAUUUCAGACUGGGUCACAAAUGGUACCAUUUCAGAAAACAGGAAAACAUGUUGACAUUAGCAUAUUAAGUAAGUCUGUAUUUGACUUUUCAAUGAAUAACAAGUUUUAUUUACUGAAGUCACAUUGGCUUUAAGUUUCGUCUGUCAAACACAUUGCAUAUUUCUCUAACAUUUUAUUUGAUGCAUUUAUUUUACUAAAUCAUGUAUAUCACGUUUUGUUGUUGUGAUGCAUGUUCUUCUGUAUAAAAUGUAAAAUACUGUUUAUAUUGAAACUAAUUAAAUUGAGUUUACAUAUGUGUUGACAGAAACUUUGCAGAAAAUAAGUGCCCAAUGCCAUGUUUUAUUUUGUAUUAUUUAGCCCCGGUUUCACAGACAAGGGGCCCGUUUCAGAAAGGAGGAUUAGUGAAAACUCUGAGUAUAUUAACCCUGAAAUGAGGGAAACUCUGGGUUAUCCGUUUCAGAAUGUGAGGUAUGUCAAACCCGAGAAAGCGGGGUAACUCAAGCUCGUUUCUAGAGGAGAGGUAACUUAUACUCCGAGUCAGUAACCAUAGUAACUUAAUCUAUAAACCUAACCUGGACGGGAGCAGGUUUUCUUAGGUAAACCCAGAGUUUAUUUCGAUCUCCUCCCCCUUUUAAAGUGCAAGUGGUGUACCUCAUUCAUUCAUUCAUUAAUACAGUCAUUCAUGGCACACAUUUUGAUCACACAGAGACCAUCUCAGUGACUUAUAUGUCAUAUGUGCUUUUAUAGAGGAUUCAUAAGGAGGCUGCAUUAAUUCAUUGGAAUACUUUGAUUUCAGGAGAGCAAUUUAGGAACCGAGUGGAAUUUUGUCAUUUCCCUGUGCAUUUUUAUUAAAACUGUACCGUUUUGAGUGAAUUAGAUAUAUCAAAAUAUAUUUCAUACAUCCUUACAUCAAUGACAUCAGCCUUUUCAGGUUUUGUAAACCGUCCCCUCAGUUUUUGAAAUCUGUACCCACAAACAGUGUUGGGUGUAACUAGUUACUAAGUAAUUAGUUACUGUAAUUUAAUUACUUUUCCCUUGAAAAAGUAAAGUAAGGGAUUACUCUUAUUUUUCUGUAAUUUUAUUAGUUACUUUUGAUUUAAUUAAACUAAAUACUUUGUGUAAUAUGUGUGUGCAAUAGUGGAAUUGACAUCAAAAUUCAAAGUCUAACUUUAAAAUCUGUGCUUUAAUGUAUAAUUCUCACAUUUGUAAUACUUUGGUCAGCAGAGGUGGGUAGAGUAGCCAAAAUCUUUACUCAAGUAAAAGUACAAGUAACUUGAGAAAUUGUUACUCAAGUAAAAGUCACUAUUUUAAAAUUUACUUGAGUAAAAGUAAAAAAGUAUGCAAUGAAAAAACUACUCAAGUAGCUAGUUACUUAGUUACUUUGUAUCUGAUUAUAUAGGCUACUACAUAAAAUUAAUA
This is a messenger RNA of Triplophysa rosa, 5184 nucleotides long. RefSeq names its product sorting nexin family member 30 (gene snx30). The coding region runs from base 118 to 1416 and encodes 432 amino acids. The transcript is spliced from 9 exons. NCBI's taxonomy places the organism in Eukaryota, Metazoa, Chordata, Actinopteri, Cypriniformes, Nemacheilidae. The record is from RefSeq and is a predicted model, not a curated record. Gene Ontology annotation, molecular function: phosphatidylinositol binding.